Molecule: messenger RNA, 4068 nt
Organism: Trematosphaeria pertusa
Lineage: Eukaryota; Fungi; Ascomycota; Dothideomycetes; Pleosporales; Trematosphaeriaceae
Exons: 3
Coding region: 1-4068 (1355 amino acids)
Source: RefSeq, a predicted model, not a curated record
AUGAGCAUCUACACGCCGGUCGCAGCGACUCCGCCGCCCGCAGACCUGGCCGGGCCCACGCACUCCCACCGCCGCCCCUCGAGGAGCAAUUCCGUCUCGUCGUCGUCGGUCGUCACAGUCCGGCGGUCAGCCUCGCUCAAGGACACGAUCCCUGAUCCGUCCAAACCCCACAAGAGGGCCACACCGCCUCCCUCGCGACGCCGUUCUAGCGCUGCUGCCGGCGCCAUCGAGGGCAUUGGGACUUUUCGGGAGGGCGUUGGCAACCUGAACCGCUGGUCGCAGUCGACCACGAGCAGCAAGUCGUCGGCGAAGGAGAAGGGACACGCGCCGCACCCCAGCUUCUCGCGGCACCUGGGCCUCACCACGAAUUCGUCUCUGCCCUCGGUCAAUGGCGCUGCGGCGCAUCCGCCCUCGCCCUCGCGCCUCAAUUCCUCGCCGUCCCGCAGUACGAACGCAUAUUCUUCCACCCGCUCGCCGGCAUCGAGUCCCCAUCGACGUGCUAGGCCGCGCUCGCCGGUAUACCACCCCCCAGCCUCUGCGAGGGAACCCCCCCAGAUACCCUCCCUACCUGCCCUCCUGCCCGCCACAGUGUACGAUCCCAGCAGCCCGCACACCGGUUCGUCGAGCGAAGGCCCCUCCACGGCCGGCCUGUUUACCCCAAGCACAUAUACGACGACUACAUCGACCGACUACUUCACCUCGAAGCCACGACCCCCUCCGUCGAACCAGCGCCCGCCAUCACGCAACAGCAAAGCCGACAAAGUGCUAGGAAGGUCUCCGCUGGGUUCUCCGCCAAUUGGCGUUCUGGAGUCGGAAGCAAGGUACAGGUCGAGCUCGGCCGCUCCUCGGCCGGUGACAGCGGGCCGCCCCUCGACUGCAGCAACAAGGGACACGGCGCAGCAACCAGCACAGAGUGCGGGGCACGAGCGGUCAUAUUCCAAAGAGCAGGAUUCUCACAAGAGGAGCGAAAGCAACGCCAGCAGCAGACUGGACGACAGCUAUCUGGGCACCCCUCCGCGCAAUCGGGAGCGGAGGGAGAAGGAUAAGAAGACCAUGCUUUCGCGAGCGCUGCAGAAGGCGAACACUGCAGUCUUGCUGGACAAUGCGCAGAAUUUCGAGGGCGCCAUGGAGGCGUACGGGGACGCAUGCAGGUUAUUGCAGCAGGUGAUGAUUCGGAGCUCAGGCGAGGAGGAUAAGAGAAAGCUUGACGCAAUCCGAGUCACCUACACCAAUCGCAUAGAAGAGCUCAAGAGACUGGAUUCAGGUUACCACGCUUCAGGUGGCAAGUCAUUACCUGCUCGCCCUAUGAGCGGCGAAUCUCUAGAUGAGCAGCGCUCUAUGUUGUUGGAUGCGGGUGAGGAAGAAGAACCUGUUAUUCAAACGGCCACCGUGACAAGAAUCGUCCGUGACCGGUCCCCUGCGCCAGAACCGCCGCCUUCGCAGCCUUUACCCCUUCGGACAGCCCAAUCCGCGGGACAGCGAGAAUCCGUGAUCUCCACAGCAAUCCGUGACGUCCAGAAGGGCCUGACGAACUCGUCACAGUUUCACCUCCAACCACCUCCCGGACGCCUGGGAAACAGCAUUCCCUCCUUUUCACCUGGACUAGAAUCACCAAUGGAUCGAAGUUAUAUGCCCCCGCCGCUGUCGCCUAGACGGCCAAUAUCACCUCUGCCAUCAUCUAAACAGGACGCUGAGUCCGGUGCGGAGAGUAGGCUUUCUCAAGUAGAACAGCCUAUCCAAUCCGGACAUUCAAGAGGCCAUAGUAGUGAGUCAAUCUCCUGGCUCGACACUAUAGACGAAUCCGGAGGGUCGUCCUGUUCAUCAUCCGUACAUUCUCUCUCCCCGGGUGGUAUGCACCGAAAGCAUCUCCGAAAUCCAAGUGGCGCGACAGAGGCUGAAUUUGACGCCGCGCUUGAUGCAGCUGUUGAAGCUGCCUAUGACGAAGGCUAUGAACCGUACGAUGAUGACGAAUUACCAAACUCUGCCGAACUCAUCGCCACCAAGCUAAGGAACGUGGAGCUGGCGAAGGAACGAGUACGGGAAGCAGAACGAGAAGAAGCAAUUGCAGCGGCGAAGUACCGGUAUAAGGAGGCUCAGCUACGCAACGAAAGCUUACCGCGCGUUCGAGAAAGCGCCGAGUUCAACUUCCAUGAUCAAGCAGAAGAGGAUGAGCGGUUACUAGACGAGAUGACAAGGGAGUACAUGCUCGACGAAUUUGAUUUCGACUUGCAGACCAAGUCAGCACUGCCCCGGCAAUCGGAUUCCAGUGGCUUCUCGGGAAGCACGUACAACAGUUCUGUGUCCUCGCACAGAACAACCGGUGGAACCUCACUAUCGACCGUUGCGGAAGUGAUAUAUCCUCCGAAGCAAAAAGCACCCACGCAUUCCCCGCCACCGGUGCCUACCGCUUCUGGUGCUCUGUCUUCCGUAUCGGAAUCCCAGACGUCUCAAGGAACUGAUGUUUCGCAGACAACGCCACGAGGUCCAGUUAUUGCGAAAGAGACGGGCUCAGUACGGAACCGGAGGUUAUCUGGGCAGAAUCUGAAGAGCUUAAAGAUCGAAACAUCCUUGCCGCCCGUUCCACCCGCGCCUCACACUGACAAGGCAACGCUCCUAGAAAAGGAACCACUGCCUGAUGUGCCGCCACUACCAAAAUCAGCCGCCGCCACAACGUUCAGUAGCACGCAAUCCUCCAUCGAAUCCACCUUCAAGGUGCCAGCACUACCGCAGGCCCACCAACAACCUGGUCUUACGGCUCCGUCGCCACAGCCUCCUGUCCCAAGUCCGGCCGAUACCACUUUCACAGUCUCACCAGCUACACCGGCCCUCAGCCAUGCCAUGUCAAACGAUACCACGCUCGUGCCUGGCUCACCGAAGAAUGGAAAGGGGUCUGCAAUGGGAAUUAGGAAGAACAAGUCCUCCCUUAGCCUGAAACAGCGAACCCUGUCAAUAUCAAGUCCGGAUGGGUCGGACGGCUCAGUGGGGACGCCUCUCAGCGCCUCUUUCUCUUUUGCGGGACGCAAGCCUAGCAGUGCAGCGGCGCCGACGCCGACGCCGAGCGUACCAACCUUCAACGUCGACGGCCUACCAAGUGGAGGGAUGCACCUGUUCGAGAGUGAUAUCCAUUCUCCGUACUCACCUGGUUCUCCUAGUGCUGCUGUGGCAAACGCCCCGAUACCCCUGGAACCGUGUCCGGACUCGUAUCUCCUUCGGCCUUUCUGGCUCAUGCGCUGUUUCUACCAAACCAUUGCGCAUCCUCGCGGCGGAUACCUUUCGACAAAGCUCUUCAUACCCCGCGACGUCUGGCGUGUAAAAGGCGUGAAGCUGAAGAAUGUCGACGACAAGAUCGCGAAUUGCGACUUGCUGACCGCGGCGCUCCAGAGAUUAUCCGCUGUGGACACCCUCGACGCGGAUGCAGUACUGGAGGAAAUGCAAGCGCUUGAGGUUGUUCUUGACCAGGUGCAAACGCAGCUGGCCAAGAAGCUUGGAAACGAAGUCGGUGUACACGGCGUUUCGGCGCUCUUCAAGGAUGCCUACACCGUGGGUACCGGCUCAACAGCAGACGGCAAUUCAGACAAAGGAUCCCAUGGAUCACAGGAUCAUGGUCCAAAGAGCGCAAUGUCGCAAAGCAAGUCAUAUCUCACGUCGUGGCGGAAGCUGCGGUCGAAGGGCUCGGCUGUCGGUCUAAGCAACAUGGCUGGAGCAAAGAACGCUGGUGGCGAAGUGCCGAAGGAUUCCUUGACCAUGGCUACGCUUCCAAUGACUAAUCUACCUAACAUCAGGUUCGCCAAACGAGACAUCUCCGGUGUGGUGUUUGAGGGUCCCAACUCUGGAUAUAUGGGCAGCUUAGCGAAGCUUUUUGAUUCGGCCCAGAUAUUGGACCAAAUCGCUCGCCAAGUCGAAGACCCAGGCCUCAAACACUCGUCACCUACCCACGUCGGUCUCGAGCUCUCUGCCCGCCAUGCCGCUGAGUUCUUUGGCUUCUACAUCUGUCGCUUCGUGCUUGCGGACGUCACGCUGAUGCUGGAUAAGUUCAUCAAGAGGGGAAGCGAGUGGGUGCUCGUAUAA